Habropoda laboriosa is the source of this 6960-nucleotide messenger RNA. RefSeq names its product laminin subunit alpha-1 (gene wb). Gene Ontology annotation, cellular component: basement membrane. NCBI's taxonomy places the organism in Eukaryota, Metazoa, Arthropoda, Insecta, Hymenoptera, Apidae. The record is from RefSeq and is a predicted model, not a curated record.
AUGCCCUUGAGAGCCUUGGAAUAUUGCGUCGUACGGCAAAAACUGGAAGGAUGCCGAUGUAAUCUUGUUGGCUCGAUAAGUACCACCUGUGACAUCGUAACAGGACAGUGUCAGUGCAAGCCUCAUGUGACUGGUAGACAAUGCGACCAGUGUAUGUUUGGUUUCUGGGGUUCAACAACGGGAGCAGGAUGCGCUCCUUGCGGCUGCGAUCUUAUAGGAUCGUACAAUUCUUCUUGUCACGACAGCGCAGGACAGUGUUAUUGCAAACCCGGAGUAGCUGGCUCGCGUUGCGACAACUGUCUACCUGGGUAUUACGGAUUUUCAUCGAACGGAUGUCAAGUGUGCGAUCCGUGCGUGAGACCAGGUCACAUUUGCGAUCCUGACACAGGUCGAUGCGUCUGUCCAACCUUGACCUUUGGCGAGCAUUGCGACAGGUGCAGGCCAGGUUCAUGGGACUUGGUCCCAGGAGUUGGAUGCAGGCCUUGUGCGUGCACUCUUGGCUCGACGAAGUCUCAGUGCGAUUAUCAGGGACAAUGCCCCUGUAGAAUAGGCUACGACGGGCUUAGGUGCGAGAGAUGCGCCAAGGGAUACUAUGGCUACCCUAGGUGUCGACCUUGCAGCUGCAGUCUGGAGGGUACCUUGCAGUGUGACAACGAAAUCUGCGAUUGCAACGAGGAGGGACAGUGUCCUUGUAAGGAACUGGUGCUUGGAAGGCAGUGCAAUCAGUGCAAAGAAGGUACGUUCGGUUUAGCAAUGGACAAUCCGAAAGGUUGCACCGAAUGCUUCUGUUUUGGAAGAACAGCUUCUUGCCAGCAAGCUGGUCUCAGUUGGGGACAACGAAGAUUAACACGUCCACGAAUUCUUUAUCUCAACGACACUAACAACGACAUCGUAGUUUCCAAAUUUAGAUCUCAGAUUAUCUUAUCCCCUGUUAACGGUGGUUUGAACAUAACCAAUGGACUUUCCACGAUUUCUGAUGUCGAAGGUGAUGUCACUAUACCGUCAAACUUGUAUUACAAUUAUCCACUCUAUUGGAUGCUGCCCGGAUCUUUCCUCGGUGACAAGGUUGUGUCCUAUGGAGGAUUUUUGAGAUUCACAACCUCGACAGAAGGUGGAAUACCUCUGAGAUCAACUUUUCAAUAUCCAAUCGUGCAGUUACAGGGAAACAAUAAAAUUGUCUUAGAAUAUUAUUUACCCUCGCCAAUGAAUAACGAUCACUACGAAGUCAGAUUCCACGAGUCUUUGUGGCAGUUGCAAAAUAGACCUGAUUACAGAGUCACAAGAGAGGUACUUAUGGUUGCAUUGCAAAAUUUGCAAUACAUACUGGUGAAAGCUUCCGACAAUGCAGAAUUUACGAAAGCAACCUUACUUGAAGCUUCUUUAGACGCCGCAGUUCUAACACCCACGCACACUCCACCGUUCGCUACGGGUGUUGAAAUUUGCCAGUGUCCACCGGAAUACAACAGCACUUCCUGUCAAGAUCCCAGCAUCGGAUACCAUAGAUGGUAUAAAACGACAACAGUCACAUCUACCAUCGUUAUCGAUCUUAUCGGAGAAGCGAGACGUUGUCAAUGUAAUGGAAGAUCUACGAUCUGUGACAUAGAAACAGGACAUUGCUUGAAUUGUCGAGGAAAUACAACAGGGUCAAGAUGCGAUGUCUGCGCAGACAGUUUCUACGGACAUCCAGAUUUUGGCUGCAAACCGUGCCCUUGCCCACAAGUAGAUAAAAGAUUUUCAAACACUUGCAUGGUUCUUGCCGAUGCGGAACCGAUCUGCAUUUGUAAACCUGGAUACUCUGGUAGAAAAUGUGAGCGAUGCUCGUCCGGAUAUUACGGAUUUCCACAUUUUCCCGAUGGCAAAUGUACGCCGUGCAAUUGCAAUCCUGCUGGAAGUUGGAACGACGAAUGUGACACGGAAACGGGACAAUGCAGAUGCAGAGCUGGAUCUACGGGGCGUGAUUGCUCUGAAUGCACCGCGUAUCGCCACGUUUAUAUAAAUAAUGUCUGCACGUCGUGUAACGAUAAUUGUACCGGAAUACUACUCGACACCGUGGCUGUGCUUUCUCAAGAAUUAGCAGAAGGCACUACACACAUAGCCAAUGGUUACAUUCCUCCUCCAUGGGAAGAUUUAUCGCACAUUGACUCGAAUGCGACUGCUUUUUUCGAGGAUAUAGAUCUUCAGAAUACACUGAAACAAAGAAUGAAAAAUAUCCCCUGGCACGAUUACAAAAAGCUCACGAACAAUGUGGAAAUAUUGCUGAAAACUGCGAACGAACAAGCGAAGCGUGCAGACACUUUUAAAUCCAAGUCCAGCGAUUUGAAGAACAACAUGUUCAGCGGAAAAAUUGAAUUGGAUAAUCUUAGGAAACACAUCGAAGAUACGGUCUUUUUGUUGAAUCAGUACGGUAACGAUAAUAAGAGAAUAGAGAUCAAGAAGGCGUUGAAAACGGCGAAAAUGAUUUUGAACGGCAUGAAAGCCGUGAAUUUGUCGAAGAAGACGAUGGAAAUAGAAAACUUCCUCGAGGACGUCGCUGAAUACACUGAUUGGUUAAAUUCCUUGUACGACCCAACGGAACCAUUAGCGAUCGCCCAAGACGACGCCGAAGAAUAUUCUGAGAAAUUAAACGACAUGAGAAGUAUCAUAGAAGAUACAAUGGAAACACUCUUCACCUACGACGGUUUAUACAACAGUAUUAAUCAGACGCUUUUGGACGCUAGAAAUAAUUGCAACGAGGUCAAGAUACUGCACAAUAAAAGUAACGAAUCCGUUACCGAAGGGGAAAAGCUGACAAACGAAACGCGUGGUUUCAUUAUCGAUUUGCAAAAUAACAUUCAAGAUCUUCCGGAACUGCGUAACAAAUUAACAUACUGGUUUGAUAAAUUGAAUAUGAAGGAAGAACUGCUGUUCAGAUUAAAUUACGAAUAUAACGACACGUACGUGAUACCAGCAGUUGCACACGUGAAGAAUUUAUCGAACUACAUUGAUCAGUAUAUCAGUCUGUUUUCCGAAACAAGAAACAUCGCAGCUAGCCCGCUGAAGGCCAGUCAAGCGUACAAGAAUAUCGUCGAUAGCAUAAGAACUGCGAAUGUCACAGCGAUGGCAGCUAAAGAUAUUGCUGAAGAAACGUACAACAAGACAUUUCCCGAGGGCCCUAAAUCCAAGUCACUGUUGGAUACCGCUAAAGAAAUAUCGCUAGCAUCUACCGAACAAAGAGACAGCGCGAAGAAACAUAGGACGUUGGUGCAAGACGCGAGCGACGGAUUGGAUCUUGAGAAGGAAGCUGUGAAUACUUUGAAGAACACACUGAACACUACUGGAAUCAAAGAUAACGAGAUCAAUGUGAAAUUGCAGGGUUUGCAGAACGAUAGUAAGAAGUUACGUGAAAAUGUUUACACUAUACUGAACGAGAACGAAAAGGUGUCGGAAGACGUUAACAGUGCGCAGAGGCUCGUUGAAGAUUACAACGAAGGAAUUGCUGAUAGAUUGAAGCCGAAAUUGUACGAAUUGAAAAGAGAAGGCGAUUCGAAGAUUAGUUUGGCUAGUGAAAAGCUGACGGAAGCACUCAGCAACAUAAAGAAAGCAGACGCGAAGCUAAUAAGUCUGUCGAACGCUGCUGUGAAAAGGAAAAAUGAAUUCGACAAAUGGAACGACACUUUAGCUACGAAAUUGCAGAAACUCAAGGACAAAAUUGCCGAAGCCAGAAACACAGUAGACGGAAUUCGCGUUUCUUUGAUGUCAGCUGAUGAUAAAAAGUGCAUUCGAUCCUACAAACCGUCCACGUUGCAGCCAACAUCGACAAAUACAAUCGUGAUGACUUUUGCACUUCCGAAAGGAAAGAAAGAAGGCUCUCUAUUUUAUUUACCAAGCAGCGCAAACGACGAUUUUCUUGCUUUGGAGAUCUUCGACAGGAAAGUGAGAUUCAUUUGGAACGUUGGAGGAGGAACGGGAAUUCUUACUCAUCCUGAGGAGAUCAAGAGCGGUGAUUUUCAGGAUGAUAAGUUCUGGUACCGAAUUGAAGCUGAAAGGGUGCGUCACCUGGGUAAACUUCAAGUACGAAGACAAUCAUCUUUAACCGGAGGAUAUCCAGUGAUGAAUUCGACAAACUCUGAAUACGGUCGUUUCGAUAUAACCACCUUAGAUCGCGUCUGGAUAGGAGGAAUUCCAAGCUAUCAACGCAAAAGAAGCGAGCUGAUCUCGUCCAGUGGACUUCCAGGUUGUGUGCACCAAGUUAUUCUAGAUGGAAAACCCAUAGGUCUGUGGAAUUUCAUCUCAACUGCGGCGGAAAUGGCUUGCAAAGCUUGUGUGGAAGGAGUGGAAGAUCCUAGAGAUGACAUAGCGUACAGCUUCAAUGGAGAAGGCUAUGCAGUGAUAAACAGAGUUCCUUCAGGACCCUACAAUAAAUACACGUUUGGAGUGUCGAUUAGCUUCCGAACUUACGAUGAAAAUGCCUUGCUAUUUAUGGCUAUUAAUCCAGAAAAUUAUCAGCACAUCAUGAUAUUCCUGCUAGAGGGAAAAGUAAUCCUGCACAUUGGUUACGGUGGCAACAUCAGCAUGGAGAUGUCUUCGAAAUUCAAGCACAACACCGGAAACUGGACGAAAGUGGACGCGUCUAGGUAUUAUCAGCCGCGUAAAAACAUUGAAAAAUGUAGUCUAAGCAUCGGAGGAGAAGCGGACAAGAGAAUAGGCGCACCUGCGCCUCAGCCUAAGAAAGAAGACAUCCCUGAUUUCCUUCAGGCUAAAUAUUACUUCGGUGGUGUUCCACCGAGUUUCCGUGCAGAGAAAUUAAUGUUACCCUCUCAAGUCUCUUUCCUUGGGUGUAUGUCUAAUAUUAUUGUCGAGGAUGGCUACGAUCCAAUGGCGGAGCAGUAUUACGGAGUCGAGCCUACUUGUGGAAAUAAGCCAUUAAAAAUAGUAGGAUUUUACGGAGACGGUUAUUUGCAACAUACAGCGUUCACGCUGCAUAAAAGAAACUCUACGGUGAGUUUCUCGUUUAGAACGAUGCAGGAAGAGGCUGUGCUUCUUCUCUCUACUUUCGAAGGACAGGAAGAACGUGUCACUAAUAUUCGGCACGCGAAUGAAGAAUCAAAUAGAGAAAAUUAUUAUUCGGUGUGCAUAAUCAACGGACAAGUGCAAGUGCGUAUGAACGCCGGAAGAGGAGAGCUCCUUUUACAAUCGAACGACACUUUCAACGACGGAAGAUACCAUUCGAUAACGGUUAUCAAAAAACGAAAAGAUGUCGAAUUGCGAAUAGACGAUGCUUAUCAGACCGCAGGUAGACUACCCACCAGUGCGGCCAUCAGAGCUCCUGAAGGAAACGGAGGGCUGUUCUUCGGAGGCUUGCCGAUACUUAUUAAUAAUACGAAAAUGAUUGGUACCGUCACUCCUCUGUACGGUGCGAUCAGAGAUGCAAUAUUUGACGAUAGGCAAGUAAAAAAUAUAAGCUUUCCUGAGGUUAUCAGUUUCGAGCACGCACUUAUCGGUCGUCCUGGACCAAGCAUGGGAAGAGACCCUCCUAGUUACACAGCAUCGGCAUCACUCUCAAGAGGGUUGUCUACUCAACCAGAAGGGUGUCAAAAAGUACCCUACUACUCUUUAGAAGCUGGUGCUCUGAAAUUCGGAGACAAGCCGAAUAGUCACACCCAGCUGUAUUUAAAUUUUAAAAAAUUUUGGGAGAAGAAAUACGCCAUAGAAUUUGAUUUCCGGACCUAUUAUCCAAAUGGCCUGUUGUUUAUCACUCCAGGUUUAAGACCCAAGCACUACCUCAUGGUCGUAAUACGAGACGGGCAGCUUCUGCUGUUGGUGAAGAGCAAAGUUAAAAAGGAAAUGCAAUUUAGAACACCAUUCAACGAUGGUAAUUGGCAUCAUGUAGUGAUUAGUCACGACGAGAGGAAAUUAACGUUACUCGUGGAUUCCCAAACGCCACGUACAAUUAAAGUGCCGAGAAAGAUUGGAUUGGCUUCUAUGAUGUAUAUUGGAGGGCUACCUGAGAGUGGGACACUGAUACCUGAACAAGUUGUGGUGAAACUUGAGACACUGAAAGGGUGUAUCAGAGGGUUGAGGAUUAAUGGAAAUGUGUACGAUAUGGUUGGUUCCACGAGCAGAGCGUAUCAAGUGGGACAGUGUUUCCCAAAUGUUGAAAGUGGAGCUUAUUUCCAAGAUGAAGCAUAUGCUAUAUACAAGAGAAAUUUUGAACUGGGUGCUGUAUUGGAACUUCAAUUGGAAUUCAGAACAUCAGAAUUGUCGGGCGUUUUACUUUCAAUAACGGCACCUGGCAAUUCACCUUCAUUGUCAUUGGAGCUAAAUAAUGGUAAAGUGAUCAUGUCGGGCGACCUGGGAGACAACAAUCCGUUGUAUGUAGAACAACGUUUCACUAGUCCAUACACAAUUUGUGACAAUCAAUGGCACAGAAUACAAGCAGUUUAUAAUGAUGAAGAGUUGGCCCUGAAAGUUGAUGAGAUGGAUCAAAAGUAUGGCCUUCCGGCCAACGUCAAUUAUCAUAUAAUGGAUUCUACAGUCUCUGGACCUUUAUACAUUGGUGGUUUGCCAGCCUCUGCUCCAAAAGGAACAUUAAUAACAAGGGAUCAUUUCAAUGGAUGUAUAAGAAAUGUGAUGAUAGGGGGAGAGAGACGAGAUUGGACAGACAUGGAUGAGUUACAUAAUAUUCACUUGAGCUCCUGCCCAGUACAAUGAUAAUCAGUACAAUGUGUGAACUCCUCUGAGUCAUUCAAUUUAGUUCCAAAGACUGUUCAAAGGAUGCACAAUGCUCGAAACGUUUCUAUGAACUGUGUUCAAUGCAAUUUCACACCGAGAUCAAGUGCCAUAUCAUGAUGGGAAAUUCUUUAAUCAUUAAGACAUAAGAUUAAACCAAGCCAAGAGAUGCUAACAUGCAAAUGCAUGAAAUUUACAUCGAUGUUUCUCAAACUUGUUUUUAUUGCUGCCAAAUCUCACGGUAACAAAUUC